AUGGCGCCCGGAGUGGAUCUGAGGGGGCAGCUGGUGACGUUCACGUACACGCAGCUCGCUGACGGAAAGAUCCGGGCCGUCCAGAUGGAGCUGCAGCAGCCCUCGUUGCUGGGCGCCCUUGGCAACCUGGGCGGCCCUGGGGGCUUCGGCGGCCUGACGCCGGCUAGCUACCAGACUCUGGUGGCGAGAAUCGCCGGGAUCGUGGGCAAGGGCGGCAAGGGCGCCGGUGCCCCGCACAGGCCUCCCUGGCCGGGCGCCGGCUUCGGCAAGGGCAAGGCGAAGGCACCCGCUGCCGCGCCGUCCGCCCCCAGCGAGGGGAGCAGGACCGGGCAGGUGAAGUCGUUCAGCGAGAGGAACGGCUACGGCUUCAUCACCUGCGCCGACAUGGCCGGGGACGUCAAGUUUGGGCAGAGCGACCUCGCGCAGGGGCCCGUGGAGGCCGGCGCCGUGGUCGACUUUGUGCCGGUCUGGCUGCCGGACGGGCGGGUGCAGGCCAAGCAGGUGCAGCGCUCGCAGGGCGGGUGUGGUGGGCAGCAGGGGAAGGCCGCCCCAGCCGCCGCAGCGUUUCCUGCUGCCGGGCCAGCCGUCCUCGCCGAGGGGAGCAUGACUGGGCAGGUGAAGUCCUUCAGCGAGAGGAACGGCUACGGCUUCAUCACCUGCGCCGACCUGGACGGGGACGUCAAGUUCGGCCGCAGCGACCUCGCGCAGGGGCCCGUGGAGGCUGGCGCCGUGGUCCAAUUCGUGCCGGCGAUGCUGCCAGAUGGGCGCGUGCAGGCCAAGCAGGUGCAGCGCUCGCAGAGCGGCUUCGGCGCGCAGAAGCGGGCGGGCCCGCCAGGCCAGGAGGGCUUCGCGGGGCUGGCGGCCGGGCCGCCCGAGAAGCGGCCGCGGCCAGCGGGGCCGCCGCCGGGGUGGGUGCCCGCCGGAGAAGCGUCCGGCACGGUCAAGUCGUUCCACCACGGCAAGGGCCUUGGCUUCAUCACCUGCGCCGAGACCGACGGCGACGUGGCGUUCUUCGCCAGGGACCUGGACCCGCAGCUCCUGCCGCAGGUGGAGGCCGGCGUCGAGGUCGCCUUCGAGAUCAUGCAGCUGCCGGACGGGAAACUGCGGGCGCAGGUGGAAAGAGGCCCGGCAGUGUAG
Molecule: messenger RNA, 1137 nt
Organism: Prorocentrum cordatum
Lineage: Eukaryota; Dinophyceae; Prorocentrales; Prorocentraceae
Source: the annotation of a GenBank genome assembly